Messenger RNA from Oppia nitens, 834 nucleotides. Its product is annotated as uronyl 2-sulfotransferase-like. The annotation marks the transcript as partial. Gene Ontology annotation, molecular function: sulfotransferase activity. Lineage: Eukaryota; Metazoa; Arthropoda; Arachnida; Sarcoptiformes; Oppiidae. The transcript is spliced from 4 exons. Gene Ontology annotation, cellular component: membrane. The record is from RefSeq and is a predicted model, not a curated record.
UUUGAUAUAUCAAAGCUUAUAUACAAUAGAGUUCCCAAAUGUGGAAGCACUACAUUAAUAACACUAUUAGAAAACUUAUCGAAAUUAAAUCAUUUUAAACAUUAUAAUUCAAAAAUAUAUAAUAAACGUUUACUUAAUUUCAAACAACAGAAAAUAUUUAUUAAUGAAUUAAUGCAAUAUUCAGCUCCUUUUUCAUAUGACAGACACAUCUACUUUAUAAAUUUUGAAUUAUAUAAUGUAUCAAAUAUUCCCAUUUAUAUUAAUAUAAUACGAGAACCCGUAGAAAGAGUUAUAUCGAGUUAUUAUUAUAGAAGAUUUGUUGCAUUAAAAUCAAUGACAAACAAUUUGACGGACAAAAGCAAACCAAGCGAUUACUGGUUUAAUAAAAGCUUUGAAAAAUGUGUGUUCAAUAAAGACUCUGAAUGUGAUAUCAAUGCUAACAAUUCAUUCAUAAUGUCUUUAUUGCCAUAUUUUUGUGGACAACACCGCAAAUGUUUGGAUGUCAACAGUAAGUGGGCUCUGGAGGCGGCAAAACAUAACAUUGAAAAACAUUAUAAAGUGGUCGGAAUAUUGGAGUACUUUAAUGUAACAUUAAAAGUAUUACAACACAUAAUACCACAAUUUUUUGAAGGUGUCCUAAACUCGUAUUACAAUAAUGAUAACAAUAAAAUUCAUAAAAAUAAAAAUAUACAAAAACAACAAAUAAGUCAUCAAAUUAAGAGCUAUCUAAAAGCUAAUCUCAGCAAUGAUUAUGAACUCUACGAGUUUGCAGUCCAAAGAUUGUUCAAACAAUACAAAUAUAUUUUGCAAGAAUCUAAUCGUACAUUAUUUUAA